Messenger RNA from Kluyveromyces marxianus DMKU3-1042, 2331 nucleotides. It is a transcript of the gene HCA4, whose product is annotated as RNA-dependent ATPase HCA4. NCBI's taxonomy places the organism in Eukaryota, Fungi, Ascomycota, Saccharomycetes, Saccharomycetales, Saccharomycetaceae. Gene Ontology annotation, molecular function: ATP binding; RNA helicase activity; nucleic acid binding. Gene Ontology annotation, cellular component: nucleus. The record is from RefSeq and is a predicted model, not a curated record. Bases 1 to 2331 code for a protein of 776 amino acids. Gene Ontology annotation, biological process: rRNA processing. The transcript has a single exon.
AUGGCGAAGAAACAAAGACACAAUACUAAACAGAGAAAGCUACUGCGUGAGAAGGAAAACCAAAAGAUCCAAGACUUGGAGACUAGAAUUUCAGAGUAUGAUCCAAAACUUGCUAAACCUCUACUUUUCCAAGAUUUACCAAUAAGUGAGUACACGUUGAAAGGUUUGAAAGAAGCUGCAUUUAUCAAAAUGACCGAGAUUCAACGUGAGUCUAUACCACUUUCUUUGAAAGGACAUGAUGUAUUAGGUGCUGCCAAAACCGGAUCUGGUAAGACCUUGGCGUUCUUAAUACCUGUGUUGGAGAAAUUAUACAGAGAAAAAUGGACCGAUAUGGAUGGUCUUGGUGCUUUGAUCAUAUCUCCUACCAGAGAAUUAGCCAUGCAAAUCUACGAGGUAUUGAGUAAGAUCGGGAAACACACCACAUUUUCUGCAGCCUUGGUUAUUGGUGGUAAAGAUGUCAAUUUUGAGAAGGAAAGACUCUCAAGAAUUAAUAUUCUAAUCGGAACUCCUGGUAGAAUUUUACAGCAUAUGGAUCAAGCCGUUGGGUUCAACGUUUCUAACUUACAGAUGCUAGUGUUGGAUGAAGCGGAUAGAUGUCUCGAUAUGGGGUUCAAAAAGACUUUAGAUGCUAUCAUAAACAAUUUACCCCCUUCUAGACAAACUCUAUUAUUUUCUGCUACACAAUCUCAAACUUUAGACGAUUUGGCAAGACUAUCCUUAACAGAUUACAAACAGGUUGGAACAUUGGAAGCUCUAAACUCAAAAAAUGCUGCUGCCACUCCAGAAUCGUUACAACAGUCGUAUAUCGAAGUGCCUCUAACCGAUAAGCUUGAUAUAUUGUACAGUUUCAUAAAGUCACAUCUAAAGUCAAAACUUAUUGUGUUUUUGUCUAGUUCCAAGCAAGUUCACUUUGUAUAUGAAACGUUCAGAAAGCUACAACCAGGUAUUUCAUUAAUGCACUUACACGGUAGACAAAAACAGACUGCUAGAACGGAGACUUUAGACAAAUUCAGUAGAGCACAGCACGUUUGCUUAUUUUCCACUGAUGUUGUUGCUAGAGGUAUCGAUUUCCCAUCAGUAGACUGGGUCAUCCAAGUUGACUGUCCGGAAGAUGCAGACACAUAUAUUCAUAGAGUUGGAAGAGCGGCAAGAUUCGGAAAAGAGGGUAAAUCGCUCAUUAUGUUAACUCCUGAAGAACUCGAAGGGUUCUUGAAAAGAUUGAAGUCUAAAAAUAUCGAACCAAGCAGAUUGAACAUCAAACAGUCAAAGAAAAAGUCCAUAAAACCACAACUACAAUCACUAUUAUUCAAGGACCCAGAAUUAAAAUAUUUAGGUCAAAAGGCAUUCAUCUCCUACGCGAGAUCGAUCUAUAUCCAGAAAGAUAAAGAGGUUUUCCAUUUUGAUGAGCUUCCACUCGAAGAAUUCGCCAACUCUUUAGGUUUACCAGGUGCUCCAAAGAUAAAGAUGAAGGGUAUGAAAUCUAUAGAAAAGGCAAAGGAAUUAAAAAAUACAUCAAGACAGCUUCUCUCGCUUGCCAAAACCAAUGAAGAUGGUGAACUUGUUAAAGAAUCAAAAAAUGAAGUCAGAACAAGGUAUGACAAGAUGUUUGAACGUAAAAAUCAAACUGUUUUGAGUGAACAUUACUUAAACAUUACAAAAUCACAAGCUGAAGAAGAUGAGGACCAAGACUUCAUCAAAGUAAAGCGUCAAGAUCACGACUUGAAUGAAAAAGAUUUACCAGAACUAAUUAUUCCAACAUCUAAGAGAGCACAAAAGAAAGCGUUAUCGAAGAAGGCGGCAUUGGCAUCAAAGGGUAAUCCAACUAAAGUCAAGUUUGAUGAUGAUGGUGUUGCUCAUCCUGUUUAUGAAUUAGAGGAUGAAGAGGCAUUCCAUGAGAAGGGUGAUUCACUCAAACAAAAGGAGGAGUUCUUGUCUAAGGAAGCUGAAUUAAUGGCAAAGGUUGAUGUUGAAGAUAAACAAAUAGCUAAGGAGAAGAAACAAGAGAAAAAGCGUAAAAGAUUAGAAGCAAUGAGAAGAGAGAUGGAAGCGGAAAUGGAUGACAGUGACUUUGAAGGUGAAACAGUAGCUUAUCUCGGUACUGGUAAUCUCAGUGAUGACAUGCAAUCUGGCGAUGAUUACGAAUCUGAUUCAGAAGAAGAGUCUGAUUCUGAAACUAGCAGACAGCCUCAAAGAAAGAAGAGUAGAUACGACAGCUCUUCCGAUGAAGAAGAUCAUGGCGAAAAAGAUAAGUUUGGCAAAAUUAUUGAAGUGGAAGAACCUAAGACCCUUGAAGAUUUGGAAUCUUUGACUGCUAACUUAAUAGACGCAUAG